UUCCUCACAAAUCAUAAACAAUCCUUGAAUCUCUCUGUACAAUGUUCAAGCUGAGUCUGAAGCCCAAAUCAAUUAGAGGUUCAAUCUCAAAAGAGGGAGGAAAGUAAAAGAAAGCCAAGAAGGAAAGGAAGAAGCCGAAAGGGAAAGGUUACCAGCAAUGAAACUUGCUGUUGCAAGAGAGGGAUCCUUAAAAAGAUGAGGAGAGAAGAACAUUGCUGUUGCAAGAAAGGGAUCCUUAAAAAGAUGAGGAGAGAAGAACGUGAGGUGGAGAUCACUCCCCAGUCUUAACUUUAAUUUGGCAGGUGGGGAGAUGUCCAUGCCCAAACUUGGAAGCAAAUCUUGGCCCACGCUUUUUUCUCAGAAACUUGUGAUAUUCCAUGGAUGAGUUAAAAGCUUAAGUAUCAUAUUUGAAUUUUGAAAUUCCUUGGAUGCAACAAGUCUGACAGUGAACAAGGUGUGAGCAGUACUUGACCCUUCUUUUUAAGCUGUGACGGUCGAAAAAGGGCGAGGGAUGAAAGCAGGGUGAAUGCCGGUCAGGAGAUGCUCUCUCACCCAUUUCAAUCAUGAACGUGGCCUGUUGUCUAUUCCCAACUACUUCUUGCCCCCCUUUCCCCAUCUCAUUAUAGGUGUCACUUGUCGUUCUCUUUCCUCUAAUUGUCAAAUAAUUUCCUAUUUUAUUUCAAAUCAUUUAUUUCGAGUUUAUUAAAAUAUUCACAAAAGUAUUCUAAGCAAUCUCUUUCUUGGAUUAUCCGACCGGCGUAUCCUUUCCGGCUUCCUCUCAUUCUACUCUCUGCGAUUUUCUUUCUCAGUUCUGCUGUGUAAAACGCACGCAGGUGUUUGGGCAAGUUUAGAGCUUUGAUUCUAUGGCCGACACUGCUUCCCAGCGUGUGAUUUACCUUCAUGGUGACCUAGACCUGAAGAUUCUCAAGGCCCGGGACCUUCCCAACAUGGAUUUAGUCACCGAGCAUGUCCGCCGUUGCUUUACUCUCUGUGACGCUUGCAAAACCCCCUCUGCCGGGAAGGAUGUCUCUACCCCCGACACUGAUGACCGCCCCGCCAGGCAUAAGCCCGGCGACAAGCGACUUGACCACCACCGCAAAAUCAUCACCAGUGACCCUUACGUUACCGUCUGCGUCCCCCAAGCCACCGUCGCACGGACACGUGUCAUCUCCAACACCCAAAACCCUUACUGGAAUGAAAACUUCUACAUCUCAUUGGCACACCCAGUCGCCAAUUUGGAGUUUCAGGUGAAGGAUAAUGACUUAUUUGGCGCCGAGGUUAUCGGAGUUGCUCGGAUUCCGGCGGAGAGGAUCGCCACCGGGGAGCACAUCAGCGGAUGGUUUCCAGUGAUUGGCGCAAAUGGGAAGCAGCCGAAGCCCACCACAGCUCUUCAGAUUGAAAUAAAGUUCACACCCUUCGAGCAGAACCCAUUCUACCGCACCGGCAUUGCCGGCGAUCCGGAGCACUUGGGUGUUCGGCACACUUAUUUUCCACUUAGGAAAGGUGGGUUGGCGACACUGUAUCAAGAUGCCCAUGUUCCUGAAGGAUUGUUACCUGACAUUGAAGUGGAUGGAGGACAGGUUUAUAGACAUGAAACGUGCUGGGAGGAUAUAUGUCAUGCCAUAGUAGAGGCUCAUCAUAUGGUAUAUAUUGUUGGUUGGUCGAUUUACCAUAAGGUGAAGCUCAUUAGAGAGCCAACUCGGCCGUUGCCCAGGGGUGGUGAUCUCACUCUUGGUGACUUGCUUAAGUAUAAGUCAGAAGAAGGGGUUCGAGUUUUGAUGUUGGUUUGGGAUGAUAGGACUUCCCAUGAUAAGUUCUUCAUCAACACGAAAGGAGUCAUGGAAACACAUGAUGAAGAAACCCGGAAGUUUUUCAAGCAUUCAUCUGUCAUCUGUGUCCUCUCUCCUCGCUAUGCUAGCAGCAAGCUUAGCUUUAUCAAACAACAGGUUGUUGGUACCAUCUUUACGCACCAUCAAAAAUGUGUGCUUGUAGAUUCCCAGGCACAUGGAAAUAAUCGGAAGAUAACUGCUUUUUUGGGAGGUAUUGACCUGUGCGAUGGUCGUUAUGAUACACCUGAGCAUCGGCUAUUUAAGGAUCUUGACACUGUAUUUAAUGAGGAUUUUCAUAAUCCUACAUUUCCUGCAGGAAGCAAGGCUCCAAGGCAACCAUGGCAUGAUUUGCAUUGCAAAAUUGAAGGGCCUGCUGCAUAUGAUGUCCUUAUAAACUUUGAGCAGCGUUGGAAAAAGGCUACAAAGUGGACAGAAUUUGGACUACAUUUGAAGAAAAUAUCUCACUGGCAUGAUGAUGCUUUGAUAAAAAUAGACCGCAUCUCAUGGAUACUUAGUCCUCCAUCUGGUUCAGAUGGUGAUGAUGUUACAUCUGUUCCGAAGGAUGAUCCUUCAUUAUGGGUUACCAAGGAAGAUGAUCCUGAAAACUGGCAUGUUCAGGUUUUUCGUUCCAUUGACUCAGGAUCACUGAAAGGAUUUCCCAAAACUGUGGAUACCGCUGAGAAUCAGAACCUUAUUUGUGCAAAAAAUCUGGUGAUAGAUAAAAGCAUCCAAACAGCAUACAUCCAGGCAAUAAGAUCUGCUCAGCAUUUCAUAUAUAUUGAAAAUCAGUAUUUCCUUGGAUCAUCAUAUGCAUGGCCAUCCUACAAAGAUGCAGGAGCUGAUAAUCUAAUCCCGAUGGAGUUGGCACUGAAAAUCGCAAGUAAAAUUAAAGCUAAGGAGAGAUUUGCUGUAUACAUUGUCAUACCAAUGUGGCCUGAAGGCGAUCCAAAAUCUAAUACUGUGCAAGAGAUACUCUUCUGGCAGGCCCAGACAAUGCAAAUGAUGUAUGAGGUUAUUGCAAAGGAACUAAAAUCCAUGCAGCUGGAGGACUCGCAUCCUCUAGACUACUUAAAUUUUUACUGCCUGGGUAACCGGGAAGGAGUGACCAAAGAAAUGUCAGAGAAAGCUAGUCCAACACCUGCAAAUGCUGAUGCGGUCUUAGCUUCAGCAAAAUUUCGGAGAUUUAUGAUUUAUGUACAUGCCAAGGGAAUGAUUGUGGACGAUGAAUAUUUGAUAAUGGGCUCUGCCAAUAUUAACCAAAGAUCUAUGGCUGGUACAAAAGACACUGAGAUAGCUAUGGGUGCGUAUCAGCGCCAUCACACUUGGGCUGAGAAGAAGAAACAUCCACAUGGCCAGGUCUAUGGAUACAGAAUGUCACUGUGGGCCGAGCAUCUGGGGAUGGUAAAUAAACUGUUCAAGGAGCCAGAGAAUUUGGAAUGUGUGAGGACUGUGAAUGAGAUGGCUGAAGAAAACUGGAAGAGAUUCACAGCUGAGGAGUUUACUCCAUUGCAGGGCCACCUUCUCAAGUAUCCUAUGCAGGUAGACGCCGAUGGGAAGGUGAGCUCCAAGCCUGGACAUGAGAAUUUCCCAGAUGUUGGCGGAUAUGCACUUGGUUGUCAUUCCACCACACUACCUGAUUCUCUAACUACAUAAGCUCUUCCUGUUUUUGUGUUCAUAUUUAAAUAUGGCAGCAGCAAAAGAAAACUGGCAGUGACAUUCUAGAGAUCCCUCUGUGUUACUGUGUUCCUUAUCGCAGAGGGGUUGGGUUGGGAUGGGAAUUAGUGCUUGUAAAUUCUGUGUUUAUCAAGUGUACACACUUUGGAUAGAUUGAUUUGUUGUGCAUAUCUUGCUCAUCCUUGUUGAGAUCUCGUAACAAUUACAGUGUGAAUACUCAUCAGUUCCCAGAC
Vitis vinifera (wine grape) is the source of this 3736-nucleotide messenger RNA. Its product is annotated as phospholipase D delta. The record is from RefSeq and is a predicted model, not a curated record. Gene Ontology annotation, molecular function: calcium ion binding; D-type glycerophospholipase activity. The transcript is spliced from 10 exons. Gene Ontology annotation, cellular component: plasma membrane. Lineage: Eukaryota; Viridiplantae; Streptophyta; Magnoliopsida; Vitales; Vitaceae. Bases 864 to 3482 code for a protein of 872 amino acids. Gene Ontology annotation, biological process: phosphatidylcholine metabolic process; phospholipid catabolic process.